This is a messenger RNA of Angiostrongylus costaricensis, 786 nucleotides long. NCBI's taxonomy places the organism in Eukaryota, Metazoa, Nematoda, Chromadorea, Rhabditida, Metastrongylidae. The record is from the annotation of a GenBank genome assembly.
AUGAUGCAUUAUGUUAGUCGUCUUGGUCGCUCAUCCAAUGCGUCAUGCGGAAGCGUUGAUGAACUUGAUGCGUUCCUACGAAAAUAUAUCUGGAUAUUGAUUGAUAUAACCCGUUUUUGUGGACCCGUUCUUGCAGAGUGGUACUUCUCAAUUGUGCUGUCAUGCAGAACUGAUGGUUUCUCUUCAGAGUCGUGUACACGAAAACCACAUCUUGUUCCUCUGUCGACUUUGAAACGUGACGAAAUCGGUCAUUCGAUAUUGCAUUGCAAGGAGGUGCUACCUCGUGGUUCACCGAGAACUUCACAUGACGUUCUUGCUACUGGUGUUUUUGCGGCGAAGAUACUUUCUCUCUCCUCAUCGGCAGCCGGUGCAGUGAUGGUUCCUUUGAUAUCAUCAUAUUUAUGGGAGGCAGCCACUGAGAGACCAACAAUAAUGUUGUUUACUAUUGUAGCAAAUACUUUUCUGGCGCUGUUGUCGUUUACGCCACUGUUGUUACACUUUUUAACUAAGCGGUUCCCCGUUAAUCUUUACUACAACAGGGACACUAAGAUCUUUACUUCCGUGCACUACAACUUCUUCCUGAGAAAGAUGGCGUUGCGAUUCAAAGCAGAUGAGGUUGUAGACGCACAAAUUGCUCCUGAAAUGAAAAAGGUGUGGAUUCCUUUGGCGACGGCGCUUGUGCACAACAAGCCGCUGCUGAUUUCCCUCGACAGAAAUGCUUAUGUCGACAAGCUUGCAUUUGAUGAAAUGACGAAAAACAUUAAUAUUCCUGCAAACCAUGACUAA